AUGUCUAAACGUAAAUGGACUCAUAAAGACUCGAUAGUAUGGAGCGAUGAAGAUUCAACAAUGGUGUCAUGGAUGAGAUUGCUUCAAUUGGGAGAAGACAAGUGCGCUAAAAUAGCGCAUAUCAAAAAGGAGAAGCUUAAAGAGCCAAGGAUGCUGUUUUUCAUCCAACAGAAACUCCUAUUCAAGAAGUUGAGUGUCGAAUUUGCGAAAGAAGAAACUGAAGCGAAGAAGGCACGACAUGGAGUUGCUGAGAAGUGA
Caenorhabditis remanei is the source of this 258-nucleotide messenger RNA. RefSeq lists its product as uncharacterized. The transcript has a single exon. NCBI's taxonomy places the organism in Eukaryota, Metazoa, Nematoda, Chromadorea, Rhabditida, Rhabditidae. The coding region runs from base 1 to 258 and encodes 85 amino acids. The record is from RefSeq and is a predicted model, not a curated record.